GGAGUCACCUGGUGAUUCGCGACGUGGGCACUUUGGGGUGCACACGGGGGGACACAUACACUUCGACCCCGCUGAGGGGCACGUGCCGCUCACAUCGAUACCCUCGCGGUCACACACACGCCCUGAGUUGUGCGGAUCACAGCCGAAGUCACCCCGACAGCCAUCCGCACGACGACACAGUGUCUCUCACUCAUCUACGUCUCCCGACAGCCACACAUUCAUUCACAAGCAGACACACAGUGACCUACUGUCACAGACAGCCAUGAACGGCUUGCACUGGCAUACCGUCCCGCACGAGUCACCCUGACAAGUCAUUUAUUCACAACAACACUCAGUCACUCGCCCACGUACAUUGUCGUGCCGCCACAUAAGGUCACCCAUCCACGCACACUACAUGCCACAUACACCCCGUUACAUGCCCCCAUCCGCUGUCACACCCAGUCACAACUAGGGACAGUCACACAAAGAAGUCGCUUCGACAGUCACAAGCUCAUACUAUGACUCACACAAGCGCACACUUGUCACACACAGCCACCCCCGGACGGUGAACCUCAGACACAGAUCACACUGACGUCCACACAGUGACACGCGGUCACACCUAGGAACAGCCACAGGCUCCGCACUGCCCUUAACUCCCACCCCCCCACCUUGGUCAUCUACACUCUCACGCCGGGGUUUAACUUCACCGCGCCACCGCGCGUUAAUUGGGCCCUUUACUAAUUGGCCAUCGUUGCCUGGCGGGGCCUCAGAUUCCGAGUUGCAAUGGCCAAUCAAGGCCUAUACCCUCUCGGGGACCGAGAGCAGGGUCCCUGCAGGCGGGCGCUGCAGUAGGGGGCAACCCUCUCCCAUUUUUUCAAAAUCGCCGCCCCCACCCCCAGCCAGAUAUUUUCUGCGCGGCGCCAGAGCGCGUCCUGCGCCAAGGAAGCUCGCUUGUCCCGAACCCCCGGCCCCCGAGGCGUCGGAUCCCGGCUUCCCCGCUGAGCUCAGCCCGGAUGGUUAGGGGCAGCUGCGCGGUCCACGUCCUCCUCCCUUGCGGUGGAGGGAACUUUCAAACUUAGUUGGGAAGCCAGACCAUCGUGCGUCCGCGGGUCGGUGCGUUGGUCCAGGGCCGGCUGGAGCCGAGCGAGGCUUUUCGUCAUUCGGAGCCCGGAUUGAACAGCGCGCGUGGGUUCUCCCGCUGCCCCGGCGCAGACGCGCGGGCUCGGCGGCUCUGCCUGUUUGAUGGUGACAGUGCCUACGUGGGGAUGAGUGACGGAAACCCAGAGCUCCUGUCAACCAGCCAGACCUAUAACAGCCAGAGUGAGAGCAACGAAGACUAUGAGAUCCCUCCGAUAACACCUCCCAACCUCCCUGAGCCAUCUCUCCUGCACCUGGGGGACCACGAAGCCAGCUACCACUCGCUGUGCCACGGGCUUACACCCAACGGUCUUCUCCCUGCCUACUCCUACCAGGCCAUGGAUCUCCCGGCUAUCAUGGUGUCCAACAUGCUGGCCCAGGACGGCCAUCUGCUCUCAGGCCAGCUGCCCACGAUCCAGGAGAUGGUGCACUCGGAGGUCGCUGCCUAUGACUCAAGCCGGCCAGGACCUCUGCUGGGUCGCCCCGCGAUGCUGGCCAGCCACAUGAGCGCCCUCAGCCAGUCCCAGCUCAUCUCCCAGAUGGGUAUCCGGAGCAGCAUCACCCACAGCUCCCCGUCACCCCCAGGGAGCAAGUCGGCGACCCCCUCUCCCUCCAGCUCCACGCAGGAGGAGGAGUCCGAAGCACAUUUCAAGAUCUCAGGAGAGAAGAGACCCUCUGCAGACCCAGGAAAAAAGGCCAAGAACCCAAAGAAAAAGAAGAAGAAGGACCCCAAUGAGCCACAGAAGCCCGUGUCGGCCUACGCACUCUUCUUCAGAGACACUCAGGCUGCCAUCAAGGGGCAGAACCCCAGUGCCACCUUUGGAGAUGUGUCCAAAAUCGUGGCCUCCAUGUGGGACAGUUUGGGAGAGGAGCAGAAGCAGGCCUACAAGAGGAAGACUGAAGCAGCCAAGAAGGAGUAUCUGAAGGCUCUGGCAGCCUACAGGGCUAGCCUUGUCUCCAAGAGCCCCCCGGACCAAGGCGAGACCAAGAGCACUCAGGCAAACCCCCCCGCCAAGCUGCUGCCCCCCAAGCAGCCCAUGUACUCCAUGCCGGGCCUGGCCUCCUUCCUCACGCCCUCUGACCUGCAGGCCUUUCGGAGCGGGGCCUCUCCCGCCAGCCUCGCCAGGACACUGGGCUCUAAGUCCCUGCUGCCCGGGCUCAGCGCGUCCUCGCCGCCACCGCCUUCCUUCCCGCUCAGUCCCCCCCUGCACCAGCAGCUGCCCCUGCCACCCCAUGCACAGGGUGCCCUCCUCAGCCCACCUGUCAGCAUGUCCCCGGCCCCCCAGCCUCCCGUCCUUCCCACACCCAUGGCACUCCAGGUGCAGCUGGCCAUGAGCCCCUCGCCUCCAGGGCCACAGGACUUCCCGCACAUCUCUGAGUUCCCCAGCGGCUCGGGACCCCGCUCACCUGGGCCAUCCAACUCCACGAGCAGCGGGGACUGGGACAGCAGCUACCCCAGCGGGGAGUGUGGCGUCGGCACCUGCAGACUCUGCAGAGGCAGCCCGCUGCCCGGCGCCCGCCGGAAGAACCUGCAGGAACCUUCUGCCCGCUGACCUGCUUGCUCCAGGGUAACCGCGGACCCUGCUCCUCGCCCUGCACACAGUCCCCUCUGUCUGGACGUCUGGCCCCAGCCCAAGCUCACUGGGCCACCCUGCCGGGGUCACUGACCAACAGAAACUCGCCCCAAGAUGCGCAGCCAGGGGCCGGCCCAGCCACAGACGCGCAGGUUUUCCAGUGUGAACUAAAGAUUCCGAGCCCCACAAACUGUGGGCUCCGUGUAAGUAGUCAACUAAGUGUUUUAGAACUGUGCUGAAGACAUCUGUAAGAUUAUUUUGUGGGGGAAGAAAAGUAGUUUCCUUUAAGGUACAAAGCGUUUUAUAUGACCCUUAGCGCAUCGUUUUUAAGUUUUCUCUUGAGGGAGACGUGCACACAGCAGCUGGCACAGGGUCUCUCCAUGCGCACCCGAGAACCGGACAACGUCUAGCCCCACCGGGAAGCAUUUCCCCUUUAUUUUUUUGUAAACCAUAUGUCCACCUAUUUAAAAUUGCCAGCAACAAUUUUAUUUCUUUUUGUCUAGCUAUUUAUGAAGAAAACUUGAGAACAAAGUUGCAGUUUAUCCUAACGUGUGCGUGGUUUGGGGUUUGGUUUUGGUUUUGGUUCUUGGCGUCGUUUGCAGCUGUAUCCUGGCCCGGCAAAUGUCUGUCUUGGUGCCCAGUCCUUCUCUCAAACUCUCUUUAUAAUAAAACUUCUGAAAAGUUGCAGAUAA
Messenger RNA from Marmota monax (woodchuck), 3382 nucleotides. RefSeq names its product TOX high mobility group box family member 2 (gene Tox2). Bases 1245 to 2669 code for a protein of 474 amino acids. Gene Ontology annotation, biological process: regulation of transcription by RNA polymerase II. The record is from RefSeq and is a predicted model, not a curated record. The transcript is spliced from 9 exons. Gene Ontology annotation, cellular component: nucleus. Gene Ontology annotation, molecular function: chromatin DNA binding. NCBI's taxonomy places the organism in Eukaryota, Metazoa, Chordata, Mammalia, Rodentia, Sciuridae.